Molecule: messenger RNA, 2559 nt
Organism: Naegleria gruberi
Lineage: Eukaryota; Heterolobosea; Eutetramitea; Acrasida; Naegleriidae
Exons: 2
Coding region: 1-2529 (842 amino acids)
Biological process (GO): mitotic cell cycle
Source: RefSeq, a predicted model, not a curated record
AUGGCUCCAAAGAAACAAACAAAAAACAAAAAGGACGAACAAGACGAAGAAAUGACAGCAACAGAAACUACUGAUGAAAUGGAAGAAGUUGUUAUUACAAGUGAAAAUGACGAAGAAUCAACAGAAAAAUCAUCAUCAUCAAAGGCUUCUUCAAAGAAAACUACAACAAAAUCAAAGGAAACUAAAGAUGAUAAAAAGAAAACAACAACAAAAAAGAAAGAUGGUUUAUUUAAAGGUCUUACUUUUUAUUUAGAUAUUUCAUCAUCAACUGGUAAUGAAGGAAGUGAAGCAAUUAUAUCAAAAUUAGAAGAAGAUGGUGCAUCAGUUUUAAAAAGAUGGUCCGAUAAGGUUACACAUUUAAUAUUCUUGAAAGGAAAAGCACAAAAUUAUAAGAAGGCUUCUGAAAGUGAUAAGAUCAAAAUUGUAAAUCCUGCAUGGGUUAAUGAUUGUGUAAAACAAAAGAAAGUAAUUUCAAUUGAAUCUAAACAUAAACCAGAAGAACCAGAAUCAGGUAAAAGAAAGAAAGGAGAUGAUGCUGCAAGUGAUAAAUCAAAGACUAGUACUAAAACAACAAAAGCUUCCGAUAAGAAGAAGAAAGGUGAAGAAAAAGAAGAUGAAGAAGAAAAAGAAUCAUCAAAGGAAGGUGAUGAAGAAGAAAAGAAGGAAGAAGAUAGUGAACCUGCAAAGAAAAAGACUAAAAACAACAACAAAACAACAACUGGUAAAACAACAACUAAGAAAUCUUCCGAUAAGAAUGAUGAAGAAGAAAAAGAAGAUAAAGAAGAAAGUGAAUCAAAGGAUGAUAAAUCAAAAGGAUCAAAAUCUACUACUGCUACAAAGGCUAGUUCAUCAAAGGAUAAAGAUGACAAGAAGAAAACUACUGAUGAUAAAUCAAAGACAACAACAACUGGUAAAACAACAACUGUAAAGAAGGCUUCAGAUUCUAAAAAGAAAGAUGAUGAUGAAAAGAAAAAGACUACAACCACAAAGAAAUCAACUGAUGAUAAAACUAAAGAUGAUAAAAAGAAGAAAGAAAAGAAAGAUGAUGAAAAGAAAAAGAAAGAAAAGAAAGAAUCAUCAAGUGAAAAGAAAGAACCAAAGAGACCUCCAAGUGCAUAUAAUAUUUUUGUUGCAGAGAAAAAAAAAGAAAGUAAGGAUUUAUCAGUUGCAGAUGCAGGUAAAUUAUGGAAAACUUUAUCAGAAGAUGAAAAGAAACCAUAUAAUGAAAAAGCAACAAAAGCAAAAGAAGAAUUUUUAAAAUUACAUCCAGAAGCAGCUAAAAAAUCAACACCAAAGAAAGAAACAGAAAUUUGGGAUGAUGAUGAAGAUGAUGAAGAUGAUUAUUUUGAUAACGAUGAAGCAGAUUCAAUUGAUGAAGAAGGAAAUAUUUUAAAAUUUGAUUUUACUGGUUUUGAUGUUCAAUCACCUGUUGAAGCAAUUAAGAAACCAACUAAGGGUAAAUAUAUUAUUGAAAUGUCUUCUGUUGGUGAUGAAGAUAAAUUUAAAAUGAUUCAUACAAUGCAAUCAAGAAUUGAUAGUGAACCUGAAAUUUCAAAGAAUGAAGAAACAGGUAUAAUUAAGAAGAAAUUACCAAAAAGAAUUAUGAAUGAUUUUUCAUGGGCAACUCCACAUGAUAGAAAUUUCAAUUUUGAAGAUUAUAAUGGUCAAUAUUUUACACAUUUAAUUGUUCCAAAAGAUGAAAAAUGUAGAAGAACACUCAAAGUACUUUAUGCAAUUGCUUUUGGUGCUUAUAUUGUUACAGUUGAUUGGUUUUAUGCAUGUGAAAAAGAAGGUAAAAAAGUUGAUGAAGAACCAUAUUCAGUUGAUUUUUCAGAAAUUUCAGCUAAAUCAAGAUCAUUAAUUCAAUCAGAAGAAGAUAAAAAGAAGAGAAAAUCAAGAAAAUCUUCAAGUUCAAUAGAUGGUGAAGAAGCUGAAGAACAAACAAGUGAUGAUACAGAAGAAAAGAAGAAAGGUUCACUUCUUUUAUUAUCUGGUUUAAUUAUUCAUGUUUCAAGUAAUUGUAAACCUCCUGCUAAACAUUUAAAGAGAUUAAUUGAAUUAUUAGGUGGAAAAUGUGUAAAUACUUUAAGAGCAGCUCAAUAUUGUAUUGUUAGUGAACCUGAAAGUGCAAAAUCAUCUGUAUCUUGUCAUAUGGUAAAUGAGAAAUGGCUUCUUGAUACUAUAAGUAAUUAUCAAUUACCUUCAGAUUUCACUCCUUAUGAAGUUAAACCAAUUGAAGAAUCUCCUAAAAUUGAAUCAACAAAGAAGAAAACAAAGAAAAUUUCUGAAAAGAAGGAAACUAAAAAGGAGGAAAAGAAAGAUACCAAGAAGAAAGAAACUAAGAAGAAGGAAGAAAAGAAAGAGGGUAAGAAGAAAGAAGAAAAGAAGGAUGAGGGAGAGGAAGAAGAAGCUGAGAAACCAGAAGAAUCUAAGGAUGAAGAUAAUGAUGUAAAAAUGACUGAAAAAGAUGCUGAUGCAACUGAUGAUGAAAAAGCUGCUGACGCUGAAGAAGAAGAACCAACCUUCUAAAUUUUGUAAAAUAAAUAAUUUAUUAAAUAU